CGCGCUGUUCCCGGCAUGCCUUGCGGGAGCCGCGCUUGCGCACUGGAGCCGGCGCGCCGGGGCGGGUGCGGAGCGUCUGGGAGCCGCGGGAGCCGCAGCUGCGGGCGGCCACGCUGAGUGCUGAGUGCGGGUACUUACAGAAAUGUCCGGACCGGUCAUCUCUCCAACCUGCAUCAAUGCUGCAACUUCUGAAACGUUCACGGUCCUCCAGCAGAGGAUGAGGAUAGUUGAGGAACAGACCAGUUCUUUGAGGGAUGACUUAAUAAUGUUUGACUUUAGCGGGGAAAGAGGCAGCUUGCAAACUCCAAAGUGUUUACAAGAACCCAUGAGUCAGAACAUGAUUACGCCUGUCGAAAAUCACGUGACUUGUACGGGGAAGACAGAGAUCUUAUGGAAGAACUGUGAGUUUCUGGUGAAUCGGAUGUGCCACUUGGAAAACCUUAUCCAGUCCUUGAAGAUGAACAUCUUUCAUCUGCAAACUGAAAAGGAUUUGAGUCCGCAGAAGACAGCUUUGCUGAGGGAGCGGCUGAAUGUAAUUCAGGAAGAACAUUCCAAGGACAUGAAGCUGCUGCAUCUGGAAGUGAUGAACUUGCGCCAGCAACUGAGAAAUGCGAAAGAGGAAGGAGACAGGGACCAGGAUGAAGUGCAGAGGUUGACGGCCACUCUGGAGAUAGCGUCCGAAACUAAGAAGAAUGCCGCUAUUAUGGAAGAGGAACUGAAGACUACAAAACGCAAAAUGAACCUUAAAAUUCAGGAGCUAAGGAGACAACUGUCGCAGGAGAAGCACCUCAGGGAAUCUCUUGAGAAAUCUGGAUCAGCCAUGCUGCUCAAAAUACAAGAAAUGGAGUCAACCGUGGAGGCGGAACGGAAGCAGGUGCAUAUUUUGCAGCAAAACUGCAUUGCCCUACACAGUUCUAUACAGACCACCCAGGAGCUGCUGACAGAGGAGCAACAUCAGAAGGGACGGCUGGAGACUGCUGCCUCCCAGCUCAAGUCUGAUCUAAUUUCUAGAGAUGACCUCAUUUCCAAGUUGGUUGAAGAAAAAAAGAAUAUGCAGGUGUCUUUUGACAAGGAACAUGAAAAAAAUGCAUAUUUGAAGUCUGAAAUAACAGAUCUCCAUGAAGCAUCAGAAAAAACACAGGCGCUGAAUAACCAGCUGGCUAGGAAGUGUUCCGAGCUGAACAGCAUGCUGCAGACUGUCAGUGUGGAGAACGCCAGGAUCAUUGCUGACCACCAAGCCAUGCUGCAGGUGGAACAGAAGAUGAUAACACAGACAUUUCAAGAGCAGAACUUGCUGCUGGAUGCCGCCCAUGCCAGCAUCACAAAUGAGCUGCAGGCUGUUCAGACUGAGAAGGCCCGUCUCCAAGCACAUCUGAAUCAGCAACUCCUGGAGCUCAGCCAGUGGACCCAGAAAGCAGAGGACACUGAGAGGAGGGCAGCUGCACAGAAGGAGCUGCUGGAGACAGCCAUUGCAAGACUGCAGGGAGAGCUGGAAGCAGCAGCAAGGGAGAGGAAGUCCUUGAUUGAGGAGAGAGAGAGGCUCCAGGAGGAGGUUGAUAGAACAGAAAAAGAAAGAGCUGAAGAAAGAUGCAGUUUAGAAAAAGAAUUAGCUAAAUGCAAGGUGGAUGCAGACACACUGACCCACAGCUUACAGGCUGUAGAGAAGAGGAACAAACACCUAGAGGGCCAGCUGGCUUCUCUAGAGCUGCAGCAAGACGCUUCCGACUACCAUGGGAUUGCCCGACAGCAGGUGGAAAAGGCUCUGGUUCAAGUUACUGAGAGUAAAAACAAGCUGGCCUACGAGAACGGACAGCUGCAGAUACAAGUGAAGCAGCUGGAAGAGCAGCUCCAUUCUUUCACCGAGAUCAGCUCGCAGAAUGACCAUCUGCACAAGCUGAACAAGGCUUUGGAAGGCAGAUACUCUCAGGUGAAAUACAUUCUUGAGAAGAAUGAAGAGGAACUCUCACGGUUAGUAAAGUGUCGAGAUGCAGCCCUGAAAGAGAGUCAGAAGCUGCGAGGAGACAUGGAGGCCAUGGAGGACAGGGAGAACAAGAAGGUGGGGAACUUCCAGCGCCAGCUGGCGGAGGCUAAGGAAGACAACUGCAAGGUCACAGUCAUGCUGGAGAAUGUGCUGGCUUCUCACAGCAAGAUGCAGGGCGCCCUGGAAAAAGUGCAGAUAGAGCUCGGGCGGAGGGACUCGGAGAUUGCAGGCCUCAAGAAGGAAAGGGCCCUGAACCAGCAGCGGGUGCAGAAGCUAGAAGCAGAGGUGGACCAGUGGCAGGCCAGGAUGCUCGUCGUGGACGCCCAGCACAGCAGUGAGAUGGAGCCCCUGCAGACUGCUCUGGAAGUGGCCAGAGAAGAUGGCCGGAAGCUGGCCAUGAGUCUGGAGCAGGCCCUGCAGACCAACAGCCACCUGCAGACGAAGCUGGACCGCAUCCAGGAGAAGCUGGAAAACAAGGAGGCCGAGCGGCAGAGCUUGGAGGCUCUCAGAGAGCGGAUGGCGGAAGAGUCCAAAGUGGAGGCAGAGCUGCACGCUGAACGCAUAGAGGCUCUCAGGAAGCAGUUCCAGACUGAGAGGGAAACUGCAAAGAAAGCGGCCCAGCGGGAAGUGAGUGAGCUGAAGAAAGCUCUGGACGAAGCCAACACCAGGUCCGUGGAGGUGUCCCGCACUAACCGGGAGCUGCGGCAGAAACUGACAGAGCAGGAGAAGACGCUGAGCAGCAACAAGGAGAAAAUAAAGAACCAGAAGGCUCAAAUCAAGCUGCACUUGUCCACUAAGUCGAACAGUGUUCAGAAUAUAGAGCGGAUGAAGCAAAUAGAAAUAGAAUUGAGGCAAAUGGAGCUGAUUAAGGAUCAGUAUCAGAAAAAAAACUAUGAGCAGUCACUGAGUAUCCAGCAGUUUGUGUCUGAAGUGUCGAACCUGCAGAAGGAGAUGCAGGUGCUGGCCAAGAGCCAGUACGACACCUCCGCCCAGAACAAGCAGAACGAGCUGCGACUUGAGGCCGAGCGGAAAAUCCGGCAGAAACUGGAGAACCGAUGCCAGGAAUUAGAAGAAACUGUAAGACACUUGAGGAGAUGCAAAGAGGCGACAGAGAAUAAGCUGAAAGAAGCCAGUGUGGAGUCAGAACAGAUAACAGCAAAUCUGGAAGAGGCUCACCGAUGGUUCAAGUGCAGGUUCGACGGCCUCCAGCUUGAGCUGUCGAAGAACCGGCUGCAGAGGCUUCCCCGGGAAGACAGGUGGCAGGAAGAGGAUCAGGAUAAAAACCACGAUGUCGUCACCACACAGUCUGCACUGCAGCGAUGGGAAAGUAAACAGAACCUGAGACUGUACCCCAAGAAGUGCCCCUCUAACCUGGACAGGAAGUGACUUCCUGGCAGAGGGGCGUCUCCACUCACAGCUGCCCAGCAGCCGGCUCGUCCGACCGUCCUCAGAACAUGACGUCUUCCAUGCGGGCUGAAGCGUUUAGCCCUACUUUGCGCUUCUGUGAACGUGGCAGAACAGUACAGAAGCUCCCCGUCUUCUUGCUCCCUCCCCAGUUUCCACCCAAUAAAUUUAUAUUGAUCUCUUGUAUGACAGCAAAUACUAAUGCAUAAUAUAUUUGGCUGUUUUCUAGGUGCAUUUGAUCAGAAAAACAAAUUUAGGGGCACCUCAUGAUCUGGCUUGUAAAUGAUGUAUUUUGUUUCAAUAAAAUGUUCUAGUCUGAUAUUCA
Erinaceus europaeus (western European hedgehog) is the source of this 3710-nucleotide messenger RNA. RefSeq names its product coiled-coil domain containing 150 (gene CCDC150). The transcript has 27 exons. Bases 143 to 3367 code for a protein of 1074 amino acids. NCBI's taxonomy places the organism in Eukaryota, Metazoa, Chordata, Mammalia, Eulipotyphla, Erinaceidae. The record is from RefSeq and is a predicted model, not a curated record.